AAAUGUAUAUUCCCGAACAUGGGAAAACAUAAACAAAUACUAAAAGUGGUUGUUUGCAUGUAGUUUAAGUGUUUUUAUUAGAAGUUGUUUAAAAACAUGUUUUAUAUAUGGAUUUAUCUAUUCCCUAAUUGCUUGAGGUUCUCUAUUAUUUGAGUAUUUUCGAGUACUUAUUUACAAAAGAAAAUAUUUGAAUUAAUGAGUUUCUAAAAUGAGUGAAUUCAAACUUCAUCAUCUUGUUGUUGAACUGAUUGAACUUCUUGGUUCUACAUCUGCACCAGAGAAACAUGUCGAACGCUUGCAAAAAGAAGGUGCAACAACCAAUCCAGUGGCCUUGAAUACCAUAGCUACUCAAAGUUGUGUUCGACAACUUGCCAAAAAUUCCCCGAAUCCAGAGCUAUUUAUUAAAAAAUAUGAGGAACUUUUGUCAAAAAAGGUGGAUUUGCUUGGGCCAUUUAUGCAAUUGCUGGAAUUCAUAUCAAUAGACAGAGAACUCAAGACAUAUCUAGCUAAAAAUUCUACUCCAUUAGUUGGAACAACUUCUAAGAGCGCAACCAUUACCAAUGAAGAUUUACCUAAGAUUUUCAAAAAUGUCAUCAAAGCUGUAGUUGAAGGGGAAAAGAAAUUAAACAAACAAGUUUGCUCAGUUAACAAGCAGAAUGAUGCUAUGCUUAUGAGGCAUACUUGGUCUACAGAGAGACCUCGUCUGUCAUGGGAUUUUCAAGCAGAUGCCACAGUGUCACUUACGCAAAAAGUUGUACCAUCAGUGUCACAAGAAUCAAUACUUCUUUGGGACAUAUUGCAGUGUUUAAAAGGAAUUGAUGGAUCCUACAUAGUUUCUGAACCUCUUACAAGCCCCUACAGUCCUAUAACUUUUAAAAUCUCACCUGAUGUUGGUAUAUCAUUCAAACAACUCGCUCAACAAAUUCUACCACUAGCUUCAUAUUAUUCAAUGACUGUUCGCUUUGUGGAAGAAAAAGUUCUUCCAGAUGAUGGACAAGUCAAUCAUGCCUUAAGAGGAGCCUUAAGCUGUUUGCUGAGAGAUUACUUGUUAUUUAUUGUGCAACUGGAAAUUGAGCAUAUUCGAGGAAAACUGAAUUUACAAAAGUUAUGGUUCUAUAUGCAACCAACAAUGACAACUAUGUCAAUAUUAAACCAGAUCACUUCUACCAUUUGCAAAGCUAGUGCUAGAGGCGGUAAAGUUUUGAGUCUUCUUCAUGAACAAAUUAAUAAUAUGAGCGGAGAAGCUAAGUGCAAAGAAUUAUGUUUAUUUUUAAUUAAAGCUGCUAGUGUACCAUAUAUGCAGACGUUAGAAAAAUGGGUGUACAAAGGGGUGAUAUGUGACCCGUAUCACGAGUUUUUUGUAGAAGAUAAUGAACUUAUUCAAAGAGAAGAAUUGCCCAUAGACUACUCUGCUGACUAUUGGGAAAAAAGAUAUACCAUGAGGCCAGAACGAAUCCCGGUCUUCCUUAGUGAGCAUGCUCAAACAAUACUCAGGACUGGAAAAUACUUCAACGUUAUUCGACAAUGUGGAAAAACUGUACAGUGGGGAAAACAAGAACCUUUGGUUUAUCAACAUAGGGAUCAAAAGUUCAUUGCUGCUAUAGACAGAGCAUAUUCAGAAGCAGCUAGAACUUUAUUGGAAGUUUUGAUACAAGAAAAUGAUCUGAUGGGACGUUUGCGUAGUGUCAAAAACUAUUUCCUUCUGGCACAAGGAGAUUUUGUGGUUCAAUUCAUGAAUUUAUGCGAAGCUGAACUGAGUAAAAAUAUGUACGAUAUCGUUACUCAUCGAUUAUCGUCGCUUCUAGAAGUUGCACUGAGAAUGUCAACUGCAGAUUUUGAUCCUUACAAAGACGAUUUGAAACCAGAAUUAUUGCCUUACGAUUUGCAGUACCAAAUGUUUAGAAUCUUGUCCAUUCAAACGACAGAAGAGAAAGACUAUUGUUCGCAAGCAGACAAGACUUUAACCGGUUUAGAAGCAUUCGUCUUCAAUUAUGAUGUAAAAUGGCCAGUUUCAUUAGUUAUUAAUCGAAAAGCAAUCGCUUGUUACCAAAUGUUGUUUAGACAUUUAUUUUAUUGUAAGCAUGUUGAAAGAUUGUUGUGCAGAGUAUGGAUUAGCAACAAAAUUGCUAAAACGUUUACUCAUGAAGCAGCUAUGGCUUAUCGGCAAGCAUUUUCCGUUAGACAGCGCAUGCUCGAUUGCAUUCAACAUCUCGAGUAUUACAUGAUGGUUGAAGUUAUAGAACCGAAUUGGUUGACCUUUUUAAACAAAAUGAGCAAGGUCAGUAACGUCGAUGAUGUAUUGAGCGUCCAUCAAGAUCUGCAAGAUAGUUAUUUAAAGGAAUGUAUGUUAACGGAUCCGGAACUAUUAGCGUGUAUCACGGGUAUAUGUGCAGUAUGCAUCGAGUUUUGUAAAUUUAUGCAGCGUAUGAGCCGCUACUUCAUUGAUGCGGAAUUGACUUCCAUGAUCGAUGCCGGUCAAGAUGACGUCUUUGAACCAGAGUCUGAAUGCAGUGGCAAUUCUAGCGCAGAGGGAACGAGUUUUGAAGAAAAAAUUGUUCUUCUAGACAAUCGAUUCACUGAUGUGCUCAUUCGAUUGCUGAACAGAAUUUGUGAUUUAGGGUGCGAUAAUAGUAACGAAAAAUUGUUAAACGUUGUUUGUCGGUUGGAUUUCAAUCUAUUUUAUACCCAAGUUCUUGUACAAAGGGAUUCCGAGAAAAGGACGCAAGAUGUAUCCGGAUGAUCGUAAGCUAUGUCAAACAUCAGGCGAUUAUUCUGUAUCGAAAAAACAUAAUCUGAGAGGCAUGUUCGAUUGAUACACGAUGCUAGUAAUUGAGUUGCCACAACUACAAGUAUACAACCGAAAGCAAUCAAAUCAUGACAAAUUCAAAGUAUUCAAAAAAGUCUUUUCAAACGUACUAUUUGUAAAAAGUAUUAUCUCGAUUUUAGCAGUUGUAUGUGCCAUUAUUGAUAAGAGUAUUACUACUGAUAUUAUUGUGGAGUGCACGUGAGUUGUAGGAAAAGAAAAACAAUCUCAAAUAGCUUUUAGGAAAAGUCUAUUUUUAAUGUGUAUCUGGAAUAAUAAAAUAUUCAUUCAUAAAAAA
Nasonia vitripennis (jewel wasp) is the source of this 3101-nucleotide messenger RNA. RefSeq names its product gamma-tubulin complex component 2. Gene Ontology annotation, biological process: mitotic cell cycle; cytoplasmic microtubule organization; spindle assembly. Gene Ontology annotation, molecular function: microtubule minus-end binding; gamma-tubulin binding. Gene Ontology annotation, cellular component: gamma-tubulin small complex; equatorial microtubule organizing center; centrosome. The record is from RefSeq and is a predicted model, not a curated record. The transcript is spliced from 17 exons. The coding region runs from base 209 to 2740 and encodes 843 amino acids. NCBI's taxonomy places the organism in Eukaryota, Metazoa, Arthropoda, Insecta, Hymenoptera, Pteromalidae.